AUCAUAUCUCCCACCUAGUUUCCAUCUUUUCUCUCUACGAUUCAUCGCAAUUCACAAAAUGGGCAAUUGCUUGAGGCGCCAAUCGCGGAUCGGAUACUCCACCGACGACGAUGAGGACUGGGAGGAUUUUCGGGCGGCGGCGGCGGCAAGCGGUGGUGUUAAGAAAUCGACGAGAGAGGUGAAAAUUAAGAUAACGAAGAAGCAGUUGGUGGAGUUGGUUGGUAAAGUUGAGGUAAAGGAGUUGAGAAUGGAACAGGUUUUGGCACACUUGAUGAAUCACUCUCUUCAACGUCCAUGGAGGCCUGCUCUUCAAAGCAUUCCAGAAGAUCAUUAACGUAAUUAUAUGGAACAGAGUAUUUGGCUUAUUGGCUCAAUCCUUCCACCAUAAAGAGAGGAUUUUGUUUUGUUCUUUUAUGGGAAUGUUAAUGUAACCACCAGGGUGGGUGCUUACACUUUUUGCUUCUUUUGUAAAUACAAAACUUUAGUACCCUUUGCUGCUAUACCCUAUAUUAUUAUUAUAUAUCACAGUUAGAGGUUCAUUUAUCUUCA
This is a messenger RNA of Glycine soja, 549 nucleotides long. RefSeq lists its product as uncharacterized. Lineage: Eukaryota; Viridiplantae; Streptophyta; Magnoliopsida; Fabales; Fabaceae. The transcript has a single exon. Bases 59 to 334 code for a protein of 91 amino acids. The record is from RefSeq and is a predicted model, not a curated record.